Nanorana parkeri is the source of this 644-nucleotide messenger RNA. RefSeq names its product C-C motif chemokine 2-like. NCBI's taxonomy places the organism in Eukaryota, Metazoa, Chordata, Amphibia, Anura, Dicroglossidae. The record is from RefSeq and is a predicted model, not a curated record. The transcript is spliced from 4 exons. The coding region runs from base 30 to 509 and encodes 159 amino acids. Gene Ontology annotation, cellular component: extracellular region. Gene Ontology annotation, biological process: positive regulation of GTPase activity; lymphocyte chemotaxis; cellular response to interleukin-1. Gene Ontology annotation, molecular function: chemokine activity; CCR chemokine receptor binding.
GCACAUUUGUCAGUGGUCAGUGCAGGAAGAUGCUUCCCCCCAGCUCUCUGUGCAGUGUAUUGCUGUUUGUGGUUACAUGUCUCAGCUACGGCGUGUUUUGUUCACGGGAAACAUUGAUUGACUAUCGCAGACCCAUCACAGUUCAGAUAACUUGCUGUACUGCAGUGUCAACGGCAAAGCUCAAAUUUCCCAUAAUAAGUUACAAGAUUCAGUCUGCAGCUAAUCGCUGUGUCAAUGCCAUCAUAUUCCGCACCGAGGGUAAUGGAUCCUUCUGUGCCAACCCGAAAACCAAAUGGGUGCAGAAAAAAGUGAAGGAGCUGAGCGGAGGAACUGUCCAGCUACCGGCAGGCAAAAAGGGUAACAAAGGUGCCAAGGGAGGAAAACGAGGGAAAGCUGGAAGAAAGCAGAACAACAAGAACAAAAAGAAAACAAAAAAUAACAAAAAGCUGCCUGUGACGUCCCCCUGGUUUCCGUCCACAGCAGCAACCACUUUUCAAACAGUCUCAUAAGAGAAUGACAUGCAAGAAUUUUCUGCACUAGGACACAGCUGGACUGCCCCCUACAGACUCUUCUCAAACAAUGCCUCAGCUUUUACAAGACAGUUCUAUAUUUAUGUGUUUUUAUGUGUUUUUUUUAUUAAGAUA